Molecule: messenger RNA, 2087 nt
Organism: Theobroma cacao (cacao)
Lineage: Eukaryota; Viridiplantae; Streptophyta; Magnoliopsida; Malvales; Malvaceae
Gene: OWL1
Product: DNAJ heat shock N-terminal domain-containing protein
Source: RefSeq, a predicted model, not a curated record
AAGCAAAAACCGACCCGUGCGCAAAUUAUAACCCCCACGCUUGCCAAGCAAAAACCCCUAAAACCCCCAAAGCACACAGAAAAAUGAAAACAUAUUAAAGAGCUCUCCCUUUCUCUCUCAACAUAACUUGACUCGACUCAAAUCCCCCGGCUUUCUUCUUCCGAUUUCACAAUUGAAGAGAAGAAAAGAUGAAGGAGGACGGUGCCAGCGGACCUCCAAGCAAAGAACUGUACGCACUGUUGCACCUAUCACCGGACGCCUCCGAUGAAGAAAUCCGCAGAGCUUAUCGGCAAUGGGCUCAAGUUUAUCACCCUGACAAAUACCAAGCUCCUCAUAUGAAGGAAAUUGCUACGGAGAAUUUCCAAAGGAUUUGUGAAGCAUAUGAAAUAUUAACUGAUGAAAGCAAAAGGCAAAUAUACGACAUUUAUGGUAUGGAAGGUUUGACUUCUGGAUUAGAGCUUGGCCCGAAGUUGAAUAAAGUGGAAGAAAUAAAAGAAGAACUCGAAAAAUUAAAACGGAGAAAGGAACAAGAAAAGAUAUCGACGCAUUUUCGACCUUCUGGUACAAUACUGGCUAAUUUGUCAUUGCCACAGUUUCUAGAUGGUGAUGGCAUUAUAGGAGGAAUGGCUAUGGCUAGUGAAGUUCAGUCUCAAUUAUCGAAACGUAAUGCUCUUGCAAUUGGUGGAAAUUUGGAAGUCAAACAAAAUUCUGGUGGUGGGGUUGCCUCGGCUGUAUUUAGGCAUCAGAUUUCCUCGGUUUCUUCCAUUGAGUUUAUGGGAUCAGCUGGUUUACGUAGUCUAGUAGGCGUACAGAUGACACGUCACACAUCCUUACACUCAACUGCCACAAUUUCCAUUGCAAAGUCUCUGCAAGAUGGUUCGAUCAAUCUUUCAAAUACCUGGACUCGCCAACUCUCUGAUACAGCAAGUGGAAAUAUAGAACUUUUGCUUGGUCCAGAGCCAUCUAUUGGGGUUGGAUGGGUAAAGAAAGACCAAAAUAUGUCUGCUUCUGGAGAAGUGAAGUUUGGCACAAAUUCUUUUGGGGCAUCAGCUCAUUAUACACGUCGUUUUUCCUCAAAAUCUCAUGGUCGUAUUGCAGGCAGAAUUGGAAGCACUGCUUUUGAGGUUGAAGUUGGUGGUGGGAGAAAAGUAUCUGAUUUUAGUACUGUCCGCAUGUUGUAUACAAUUGGAAUUCGGGGUAUCUUUUGGAAAUUUGAGUUGCACCGUGGAGGGCAAAAGUUAAUUAUUCCUAUUUUGCUUUCCAGGCAUUUGAAUCCUGUGUUAGCUACUGGGGCAUUUGUAGUUCCAACAUCAAUUUACUUUAUACUCAAGAAAUUUGUUUUCAAACCAUAUUACCUUAAGAGGGAAAAACAGAAGGCUUUAGAAAAUAUGGAAAAGACUGCCACCCAGGUUCGAGAGGCGAGGGAAGCAGCUGCAAAAGCUCAGCAAUUGUUAGAAAAUGUGGCCAGAAGGAAAAGAAAUAAGCAACAGGAAACAGAUGGACUGGUUAUUACUAAGGCGGUUUAUGGAAAUCGUAAAGCUUUAAAGAAAGGAGAUGAACUGAGAGAAACAAAUGAUGAAUUAGCCUCACAAGUGUUGGAUGUAACAUUACCUCUUAAUUUCCUUGUUACCGAUCCAGGGCAACUUAAGCUUCAUGAUGGUGUAAAGAAGUCAGGCAUCAUGGGCUUCUGUGAUCCUUGCCCUGGAGAACCUAAGCAAUUGCAUGUGGAGUACACUUACCAUGGUCAGAGAUAUGAGGUGGUUGUGGAUGAUUAUGAAGAGUUGCAAAUACCCCAGGUGGCACACAGAAUCUGAAAUCACAAUUUUUAACUUGAUUUUCUGGUUACCUCUGGCAAUUUUGCAUGCUCGACAUGCCUUGGAGGAACCUCAAUUAGAUCACCAAAAUUUUCAGUUAUAUACAUUUAUUUACGUGCAUCUGUGGAAUGACCAACCUAACCAGGGCAUUGAAGAAAUUAAUUUAGUUUAUUUGGUUUAAUUUUCUGAUUGUAGAAUAAACGACAUAUUUUUGUAAUUUUCCGGCUGUAGAAUAAAUUCCAUAGUUCUGUAAUUUUCCCUUGGAUUCAAACA